CGCCGAUAAGAUCUGCUCACAAGCUCCGAACAAAGGCGCGCGAGUGGCUCGGAAUCGAUUGCUGGUCGUGUGACGAGUCGGAUCGAUUUGUGCGCGCAGCUGAAGGGCCGAGACCGACUUAAAAGGGCCACAGCUGCUCACUCUGGGCAGGAGGGUCGCGCGGAGCAGCCGCAUGCCCGCCACCGGCCGCGACCUUUGCAGAAAUGAUGGCCGUGCGGGACACGGCGGUCACCGCGAUUGCAGCCGUCCUCCUGCUGUGGGCCUCCCUCGGCAGCGUCACUCGAGCGCAGGAAAUUAGAAUAGCAUCUCAGCACUGGCAGGGCCGGCAAAUUCGAGAAUUCCGCAGCUACAGCGACGUUGAGGUUUUCCACUUCCGGGUUCCGGACCAAACUGUGACCGCCAACUGGAACUUCACGGCCAAAGAACUGAACGACUGCGAGCCGAGAAACGUCUCAGUUUAUGUGAAGCAGGGUAGCUUCCCGGUGGUCAACCCGAACAAUGGGAAAUUCCCUGAUAACUUUCGCACCGAGACUGAGCUGGCAAAGGUCAACGGCCUGUCAAUUUUGAGCGACGGCCUCCAGUACUCGCUGUCCGUUGACCGCCCUUUGCCAGGAGACUGGUUCGUAAUCGCCUUUCUCACCUUUGAGAACACUAAGAUAGAACAAAAGGGAAUAGCUAAGUCGUGUAGAUCAAGUUUUUCAACCAAACUAGACAUUACGUGGACCAAUGAAACAAUUCUCCUGAUUCCCGAGGUGCAAAACUACCAGGACAUCCAAAUCCACCAGGAAAUUCAACAAGACCAGGAAAUUAAUUACAAAUUUUUCGUGCCAGUGGACACGCACUGGGUCACAAUCGAUAUCAACAAGUGCACGUCCGAGGGGUCGACCGGCUGCCCGAUCGAGGUUUACAGACGCGCCAGAGCCCUGCCGCUGAUUGACGGCGCGCCAGCCUUCAAUUGUUCCGAAAACACAAACCGAUGCAACUCUAGUUUCUUGCCGUUGGAGGGUGAGUGGCACUAUUUGACCAUCACGGCCCAAGCAAACACAUCCUUCUCCUUAAAAGUCAUUUUCCAAACUUGUGCUCAGGACUAUCCAGUGACAAGAUAUCUGAUGAUCAACGACAUGGAGACGGCAAAUAUUUGCACGUCUCUGAACAAAAGCUCCAAGUUCCGCAUGAUCUUCCGCGGGCCGAACGAGCACUUCCGGGCUGCGCCCAAGGAGGUGUGCUGGGACCGCAAGGCCCUUUACCGCAAGACCUCGGCCGCCAGUUUUACCUUCGAGUUCGACCUCCUGCCCGACGCCAACGGCACGACCCCUCUCAAGAUGGACGUCAGCACCAGCAGACCGACCAUCCUCAGUUUCUUCAUCAACCCCAAGCUGGACAUCGGCGGCAACACGUGGCUCGACGUCGGAAUGGACCCGCUAAUGAACACGUCAGAGUACAACGUGACGAUCGUGGUGUGCUUCUCACAUCUGGAGCGAUAUGAACCAAAAUUCACAAGCCCGAAAUGCGAUCCAGAUAAUUUCUACCUGGUCGAGGUGAACCAAACCAAGAAAUUCGCCAGGGUGGUCAUUCCAUACCCAGAGCCUGGAACGUGGAACGUCGCCAUCAUGCCUUUUUGCCACAUUAAUGAAACGAAAAUUCCGUGUCCAAAUGAAACUCUACCCAUGUUCUUUGGCAUUAUCUCCAGUUCGUGUGUGUACGGCAGUUGCGGCCCUUUAGGAAGGUGCAAUUACGUCAUUAGCGGCGGCCUCCUAUUUUCGACCUGCGUCUGCUCUGCAGGUUACAAGGGCUGGGGUUGCACGGACGCAUCCGAGGCCGUCCCCUACGACGAGCUGCUGCUCUCCACCCUUCUGCUCACCCUGAGCAAUUUGCUCUUCAUUCCGUCCAUUGUGCUGGCCAUCUACAGGCGCUUCUACACUGAAGCCCUGGUCUACGUUUGCACCAUGUUCUUCUCUAGCUUUUAUCACGCGUGUGACGGGGUGGCCUAUUCCUUCUGCCUGCUGCGGCUGGGCGUGCUGCAGUUCUGCGACUUCUACUCGGCCAUCCUUGCCUUUUGGGUCACGUUGGUCGCCAUGUCUGACCUUUCACCGACGCUGACCUCGCUGCUGCACAUGGCUGGUGCCAUCACCGUCGCCCUCGGAAUCGAGUACGACAGAUAUGGCAUCCUUGUGUUUGCUGUUCCCGUCGUCUCUGGACUCAUUGUGCUCAUCGUGUCUUGGACUUUACACUGUAGGAGGGAGGACGGUUGCUACCCAAGCAAAAAGUACUGGGUGGUGUGUCUGCCACCAGGGCUGCUGUUGGUCGCCAUCGGCCUGGUGGUCUACGCAUUUCUGCAGACUGAAGACAACUACAAGUUUGUGCACAGCGCCUGGCAUGCCAUCAUGGCCCUGUCCAUCAUGUUCCUCCUGCCUUUCAGGAGGCAAACCGCACAGGUCAAGCUCUCAUGGCGAGGACUCCAAGAUUAAAACAAAAAUAUACUUUAUGAAAAUCAAAAUUUUUGUGUAUAAUAAGUUUUACGUUAUAAUGUUUAAGAUUCUGUGUAAAAUUUACUUAAAUUUUAAAAUGUAAAAAUAUUGCGAUCAGAGCAAAUAUUGCAAAAAAAUCAAUUCUU
This is a messenger RNA of Neocloeon triangulifer, 2614 nucleotides long. Its product is annotated as transmembrane protein 8B. The record is from RefSeq and is a predicted model, not a curated record. NCBI's taxonomy places the organism in Eukaryota, Metazoa, Arthropoda, Insecta, Ephemeroptera, Baetidae. Bases 204 to 2468 code for a protein of 754 amino acids. Gene Ontology annotation, cellular component: plasma membrane. The transcript has 12 exons.